Molecule: messenger RNA, 3221 nt
Organism: Harpia harpyja (harpy eagle)
Lineage: Eukaryota; Metazoa; Chordata; Aves; Accipitriformes; Accipitridae
Product: disintegrin and metalloproteinase domain-containing protein 9-like
Exons: 22
Coding region: 83-2473 (796 amino acids)
Biological process (GO): proteolysis
Cellular component (GO): plasma membrane
Molecular function (GO): metalloendopeptidase activity
Source: RefSeq, a predicted model, not a curated record
UAGUUCGCCUGUGUAGAGCAGCUAAGAGCCAGGUACAGGUGUCCACUCGGAUACUGUAGUAGUUUCUCCGGGAAAUCUAGUCAUGUUAAAACACAGCCUAUUUUUGUUCACUUUUGGACUAACUUUAACUGGAAAACCCUCUUGGAUAAAAGGUGUAUCUUCUGAACAGACAUCCAGACUUUCUACAUUAGAAAUAAUUAUUCCUCAAAGUCUGACGGGCAGAGAGAAACAUCACCCAUUUUUUCAUGAGGAGCGUUCAGAUGACAAUCUUUCUUACUCAGUUAAAACCAGAAAUGGAACAUAUCUCCUAAAACUGAAGAAAAAUAAAAAGCUUGUUAGCGAAGACUUUAUGCUAUAUACAUAUGGGAAAAAUGGGGAACUGGAGGCAACACAAUCAAAAACCAAGACACACUGUUAUUAUCAUGGCACUAUUGAAGGGAUUGCUGACUCGAUGCUUGCUCUUAGCACAUGCGAUGGCCUUAGAGGAAUUCUCUACAUUGGUGGCAAAUGGUAUGGAAUAGAGCCGCUCAACACAUCCAGCACAUCUGAACAUGUGUUUUACCCAUUAGAAGAUAUGCGGGAUAUCCCCUUCCGAUGUGGUGUGCUGAAUGGCAGCCUUCAUCACAAGAUGUUUGUGAAGCAGUCGGUGAAAUACCCAUUUUUAUCAAACAGUACCUCUAGCAGGGAAAAGCUUUUGAGGAAGCGGCGAGCUGUCCUGCCACAGAAAAGCUAUGUGGAACUAUUUAUGGUUGUGGAUAACAACAGGUUUUUGCUGAAGAAAUCUGAUCCUGCUGUGGUGCAAAAGGAAACGGUUGAGCUGAUUAAUUAUGUUGAUGGGAUGUAUAGGGCAUUAAACAUCCAGAUUGUUUUGGUUGGAUUAGAGAUCUGGACAGACACAAACCACAUAUCUGUAAUGGAUGGUUCAGCUGGAGAUGUACUGAGUAGAUUUGUUUCCUGGAGACAGAAAGAUCUUCUUAAACAAUCACGAAAUGAUGUUAGCCAUCUCAUAAUAGGGAGAGGCUCUUAUGAUGGAUCCAUUGGAAUGGCUUUUGUAGGUACUGUCUGCUCACAAGUCCAGGGAGGGUCAAUCAGCACUUUGAAUCAUAACAAUGUGUUACGUCAUGCUACAGUAGUUGCACAUGAAUUGGGGCAUAAUCUCGGAAUGAAACACGAUGAUAAAAGAUGUCCUGCAUCCUAUAUUAUGCACAGCACAGAUAAUGGAUCCAGGAAUUUCAGCACCUGCAGUGCUGAUGAUUUUGAGAACCUUAUUCUAAACGGAGGAGGAAACUGCCUUAGAAAUCCACCCAAAACAAGUAAUAUUUACAAAGAACCUGUGUGUGGUAAUAACGUGGUCGAUAACAAUGAAGAAUGUGACUGUGGCAAACCACAGGAAUGUACUAACCCUUGCUGUGAUGCUGCAACCUGCAAACUCACACCUGGAUCACAAUGCGCUCAAGGACUGUGCUGCAAAAAUUGCAAGUUUAAAGUGGCAGGAGCAGCGUGCAGACCAAAAAUGGAUUUCUGUGAUCUACCUGAAUACUGCAAUGGAAGCAAUGCCUACUGUCCAGACGACGUUUAUAUCAUGAAUGGUUAUCCAUGCGACAACAUGAAGGCAUAUUGCUACUAUGGAGUAUGCCAGAGUUUUGACUCACAAUGUGAAUCUAUAUAUGGAAAAGGGGCACGAAAAGCACCUGAUGUAUGCUUUGAAAAAGCAAAUAUUAAAGGAGAUAGGUUUGGAAACUGUGGAAUGAGAGGUGGAGUGUACAAGAAAUGUCCCGUUCAGCAUAGUCUGUGUGGCAAGCUCCAGUGCACAUCUGUUAGUCUUCAAAAUCUUCCUGCUUGGAGUGUUGUCAAUAACGCAUCUGGUGUUUUAUGCUGGUCUUCUGACUUUGACUUAGGAUCAGAUGUCCCUGAUCCUGCUCAAGUUCAUGAUGGAACAGCCUGUGGAGAAAAGAAGGCCUGUGUAGAUUUUCAAUGUGUUGAUGCAAGUCAUUUGGGCUACAGCUGUGAUGUAAAGCAGAAGUGUAAUGAUAAUGGGGUGUGCAACAACAAUGGUAACUGCCACUGCAAUUCUGGAUGGGCACCUCCAUUCUGUGACCGGUCAGGCUACGGCGGCAGUGUUGACAGUGGUCCAGCUCACAUAGAUACAUCACUUCGCGAUGGUCUGCUUAUUUUUUUCCUCCUUGUGUUGCCACUAGUAAUCGUUACUGUAUUAGCAGUAAUUAAGCGUGAUGCAAUAAGAAGAAAGUUUUGCAGGAAAAGUAGAAGACAACACAGGGAUAACACUGUGGAGCAACCAAAGCAAAACAACAGACCAAGUCAUAACACAAGAAAUAAUCAGCCUGCCACGUCAAGUCCUGAUUUUUUUACCGUAUCGCAUUUUCCUGGCCCAAGGCAGCCAGUACAAACCCAGUCGCCUGCAGUUCCUUCAGGACCUCAAAGACCCGCAGUCCCACCGAGACCAGCCAUCUGAAAAGUUUCUUGGGAACCCUCAUCAAUUCUGACAAGUAACUGCUCUGAAAAAAAUUAAAGAUUGCAAUCCUCCAGUCCUCUCCUUGCACAGCCAAAACGCCUUCUGAAAGCAUGUACCUCUGGAAAAGACUUGAUGCUAAGAGGCACUGAACACAGACGUUAUCCCAUUAUUUUCCUAAUUGCUGCUGGCUGUAUUUCUGUCUUCUACCUCACCUCUUGUUUUUUUUAAAUCAGAAGCCUGAAGUUCAACUCUUGUUAGAUUAAAUUUGUAACAGCAUCAGAGAACAGGACUCUUCUGAAGUGCAGCCUUACUUGCAGGCCAAAGAGAAGCGAAUUCAGUUAUUUACAGACAUAAUUUAUUCACCUCUAGUCAUAUGCAGCUGUGAAAAUGAGAAUACAGACUGACCUCUUGGGAAGUCUGCAGUCUGCCUACCUCCUGGACCGUCCCCUCAGCAGUGUGCCACCGGCUGAAUGCGGCUAUACCCCGCAUGCCAGGCUCACGGACAGCUCCUAUGCGUCGCUCUGAGCCUUGCCUUCUGUGCAACCCUAUCAAAGCUGGGAUCCAGAUCCUGCCUCUCAUUACCUACUAGCUGCAUGUUACUUUCCAGUUCAGGUAGUCUGGAAAAGUAACCUCACGUAGGGAUACUAGCAAUGGAAAGAAACUCUGUAGAUGAUGUGUCUAAGAGAAAAAAGCCAUCUCUACUGUUAUAGAAAAUGUGGUGUAUCAGGAAAUACAUUAUACAACUUAA